This is a messenger RNA of Rhagoletis zephyria (snowberry fruit fly), 1009 nucleotides long. The record is from RefSeq and is a predicted model, not a curated record. NCBI's taxonomy places the organism in Eukaryota, Metazoa, Arthropoda, Insecta, Diptera, Tephritidae.
AUGGUCAGCGGAAAGCACUGCAUGUGCAUCGACACUGCACUUUCUGUGGCCUUUCAGAAGCUAGGCUACGCGGUGGGCAAAUACCCGGGCUACUUCAUUCUUGUGCCCUUUUUCAUCGCCUGCAUUCUUGCCACCGGCCUGCAGAGGCUACGCUACGAGGACGAUCCAGAGUACCUCUUCUCGCCCACCGAUGGACGGUCCAAGCAUGAGCGCUCCAUAGUGGACGACUACUUUCCCGUCAACUACACGUCCAACUUUAACGUCGGUCGUAUCACCCACAAAGGCCGCUUCGGUCGGCUGAUCGUCACCGCCCGAGACGGUGGCUCCAUUCUCCGACGUUCCGUCUGGGACGAUCUGAUGAAUCUUGACGGUGCCAUAAAAAAUCUCACCUUUGUCUGGGAUGACUCCAACUGGAAGUACGAGGAUAUUUGCGCCAAAAAUGAGUUCAAGUGUUGGAACAAUGACAUCCUCGAUUUUAACGGCAAAAUCACCGAUAUUGAGGAGAAAAAGUACUUUCUCAAGUAUCCCAUUUGGAUCAACACGGAAACCUACAAAGCCUACUUCUUCCCCGCCUAUCUCGGCGGCGUCACCGUCGACGACAACGGCCUGAUUGAGAACGCCAAAGGCAUCAACCUGAUGUACUUCAUGGACACCACAGUCAAGAACGGCGACGCACGAGGUCAACUGUGGGAGCAGAUGUUCCUCGAGUUUGCCGCCGGAGUCAACUACGAGAACAUCGUCGUCUCUCGUUUCAUCUCCACGACGCUUCAAAAAGAGCUGGACAGCAACACGCACAGUUUGGUGCCCUUCUUCAGCAUCACCAUCAUCAUCAUGAUUCUGUUCAGUGUGGGCACCUGCAUGAUGUCCGACUGGGUGCGCUCCAAACCCUGGCUCGGUUUGCUGGGCUGCGUCUCUGCGGGCAUUGCCGUCGUGGCGGCCUUUGGCCUGUGCGUCUACUGCGGCAUCGAAAUGAUUGGCAUCAACCUUGCGGCGCCCUUUCUAAUGCUCG